Messenger RNA from Pangasianodon hypophthalmus (striped catfish), 2898 nucleotides. RefSeq names its product zinc and ring finger 1 (gene znrf1). NCBI's taxonomy places the organism in Eukaryota, Metazoa, Chordata, Actinopteri, Siluriformes, Pangasiidae. The coding region runs from base 639 to 1340 and encodes 233 amino acids. The transcript has 5 exons. The record is from RefSeq and is a predicted model, not a curated record.
UUGGUAAAUCUGCGCGUGCGCAGUAACCGUCUCCCAUUGUCUACCAGCAACAGCGGCGAGCUCGUGAAGCGCAGCGCACCUGGACAUAACCGCCGUCGGACACACACACACACACACACACACACUCAUACAGGCGCACGCUGACUGACAUGCGCUGCCACAUGUCAUGGCCUGAUAUUCCGAGAUUAUUCGACUUGAAAUGAGCGCUAAGGGAGAAGCCUGCGCUGUCAGUGUGCUGCGGAUCCGUCCUCAGCGCCGCGAGCUUUGUCAUCGUUUCUGUCGUGAUUUCGCUCAGCCUGUCCUGUCAGUCACUUGACGAGAGCGUGCGUUGGUGUUUCUGCUCCGUUACAUCUAAACUGGCCUUCCGUCUUUGUUUGAUUUGCUGUUUUCUUCACCGUGGAGGUGCACUGUUCUCCAUGACUCUCACGGGCUCGCGCGCCUCCCGGACACAGCUGCUCCAGUCAGACUUGACAGCCCGGAUUUCUCCUCUCUCCAGUCUGAUUGUUUCCUCGUUGCUUGAUUGAGGAAGCUCGGAAGAACAAUCCCCCUCAUCCGAGGGGCGACUCGACCCCUUUUAUUUCCGCCACAUCCCCACCCCCGGUCCCCACCCCCGUCUUUUCCCGGAGCCCCGUUUUCAUAUGGGGGGUAAGCAGAGCACGGCGGCCCGGCCGCGGCCCCCGUUUCCCGGCGUGUCCACAGACGACAGCGCGGUGCCGCCAUCGGCCCACUUCGGUCACUUCCGGACGGCAGGAACGAUGGGGCUCCGCAGCCGCUCGGUGAGCUCCGUGGCAGGUAUGGGCAUGGAGCAUAACGGCGCCGUGCCCUUCGGUUUUUACACCACCACUACCACCACCACCACCGCAGCCACACAGGCCGCCCCGCCCAGAGCCACGGAGCCGGACCGGGCCGCGGCGGGACAGGGCUCCGGCUCGGGCUCGGACUCGGUACGCGCUCACGGAUACCGCGAAACAGGCGGCGACGGGCGGCACACGGACGGCGUGCUGUACCUGGGCUCGCGGGGAUCACUGGCGGACACGCUGCCUCUGCACAUCGCGCCCCGCUGGUUCAGCGCACACAGCGGCUUCAAGUGUCCUGUUUGCUCCAAGUCAGUGGCGUCCAAUGAAAUGGAGGUUCACUUCAUCAUGUGUCUCAGUAAGCCCCGCCUCUCCUACAACGAUGACGUGCUGGCAAGAGACGCAGGAGAGUGUGUGAUCUGUCUGGAGGAGCUGCAACAGGGAGACACCAUUGCCAGACUGCCGUGCCUCUGCAUCUAUCACAAAAGCUGUAUAGACACGUGGUUUGAGAUCAACCGCUCCUGCCCAGAGCAUCCUUCUGACUGACCUCCAUUCCCUCUUACUACUGCUGAGAAAGGGCACUUUAUGGACCUACACCUGGCUAUCUGGACACUGAUGUAACCAAAUAAAACAAUCAGUCCUAUUUAUUCGAUCAGAUUGGAUCAAACCUGCAGUGAUGGCAACGCGGAAACCAAAUAGAAGAACAGAACACACCGUCGAGUGUUACUUUCACACGUAUCCCACAAUCCCCUUGCCUGCGAUACUAGCUAGCAACUGUACUACCCACUAACUGCCCCUCAUUUUAGUGACCGAUGCUGGAUCUUUGUCCCCAGGAGUCUCGAGUCUUCGGGGUUCUCCUGUGUUCCUCUGAUAUACCUGUCCAACAGGAAGAUGGACAAAGGGCUCACAGCUGGAGAGGGGCGGGGCCAAACGAAACCAAUCGGAUGGCCGUGCCAAUUGUGGAAUAUGCUGAUUAGAUGGGCGUUGCUUGUGCUUCAUGUUGUCCUUGUUUGGAAAUGGGGGUGUGAGUGGGGGCGGGGUUAGGUGUAGAGGCAUUCCUGGAUUAUGGGUUUGGAAUUCGUGUGGGUGUGUGUUCUGUGCGCCAAAGCAGGGUGUGUGUGUGUGUGUGUGUGUGUGUGUGAAGUUUACAUUUUGCUGUGCUAUGAACGUUUCAGUCUGAUUUGUGUGUGUGUGUGUGUGUGUGUGUGUGUGUGUGUGUGUGUGUUUAUGCGGGUGGGGGUAGGGGUGGCAGCAUUGGGAAUUGAAAUUUCCCUCACUGAGUCACAUCGGCCUGUUUACUGAUUUUUCAUUUACGUUUUCAAAUUACAAUGUCACUCUAGUUCCCCCAUAAGGGUGUGUGUGUGUGUGUGUGUGUGUGUGUGUGUGUGUGUGUGUGUGUGUGUGUGUGUGUGUGUGUGUGUGUGGGUGGGUGUGUUUUUGAGUGCUUGUACACAUCUGGAAAGCUGCUUAACAUCUGGAUGUGGAACCACAGACAGACUGGUGUGAAACUGUUGCGAGAUACGAUCUUCCUCUCCUUUUAUUUUCUUUACAAUCCCGUGAGAAAACUCACAAAAAUAAAAAUAAACUCUUGAAGCUCCUGGAUGCCUCUGCUGUAUAAAGAACAUCCGCUCUUAGAAAAUGUGAGAAUUGUAAGAAAAAAAAAUCCGCAAGGGAAAUAUGAUGGACGGAAACAGCCUGAAAAGGACUGAUGGGUAAGGGGUGGGGCCAUGCAAACUGACCAAUCACAUGGCAGUCCUGAUCCCGCUGUUGUGAUGAGGUGGGCGUUGCUUGUACUUCAUGUUAUCUUCAUUGGGAAAUGGAUGUGUGGGGUGGGGAUGGGAAUGAGGAUGGAAAUGAUCGCAAAGCGAAUUGGAAAGCAGGAAACGUGCACUUGGUGACGAUGGAGCGUCGCUAAGGGACGCUUUCGUUUCCUGCUUUCCUUCAUUUCAUGUUUUUUUUUUUAUGGUAAUACAUUUCUGAAGAUGUGAAUGGACGCCUGUUUUUAGGAUGUACAAACUUAAUUGUCUGAUGACUUUGAUGUGCAGUCUGUGGGCUGAGUAAUACUGAUAAUGAUAUAUAUAAUUAAAAAAGAUAAAAUAAUGGA